Messenger RNA from Calidris pugnax (ruff), 2959 nucleotides. RefSeq names its product phosphatidylinositol 4-kinase type 2 beta (gene PI4K2B). The record is from RefSeq and is a predicted model, not a curated record. Lineage: Eukaryota; Metazoa; Chordata; Aves; Charadriiformes; Scolopacidae. Gene Ontology annotation, molecular function: 1-phosphatidylinositol 4-kinase activity. Gene Ontology annotation, biological process: Golgi organization; endosome organization; phosphatidylinositol phosphate biosynthetic process. Bases 111 to 1589 code for a protein of 492 amino acids. The transcript has 10 exons. Gene Ontology annotation, cellular component: endosome; plasma membrane; lysosomal membrane.
CUGAGCCGGAGGUGCCGCCGGCCGCGGUCGCCAUGGGCUGCGGCGGAGGGGCCUGAGCCUGCCCGGCGGCGCCUCCUCACACCGCCCUCGGCUCCCCCCCCGCCCUUUCCAUGGCGGAGCCGGCUGCUGAGGGGCGCGAUGAGCGGCUGCUGCUCCUGGCGGAGCCGGCGCCUCAGGGAGGGCCUCCCUGGGGGGGCCCGCCAGGGGGGAAAGCCGCUCCCGGCGGGGCCGUGAGGCUGUGUGGGGAGCUGGGGCUCCAGGAGGAGGAGGAGGAGGAGGAGGACUCGGGUGAGGAGGACUCGGGGCCCGAGGGGGAUGGAGAGGACGAGCCUCUCCUGCGGGCGUCGGGCGCAGGCCGCGGCCGCCGAGCGGGUGCCGCCUGGGAGAAGGAGCCCCGCGCCGCCGCAGGGCAUACAGGACAUGCUGCUGAUAUGAAUAUAUUUUUAGAUGAUCCAGAAUUUGCAGAAAUUAUUCUGAGAGCAGAACAAGCUAUAGAGUGUGGAGUUUUUCCAGAAAGAAUCUCUCAAGGAUCCAGCGGGAGUUACUUUGCCAAGGAUCCAAAAGGGAAAAUUAUUGGAGUGUUCAAACCAAAAUCUGAAGAGCCUUAUGGACAUCUAAAUCCCAAAUGGACCAAAUAUUUUCACAAAGUUUGUUGUCCUUGCUGCUUUGGCAGAGGCUGCCUUGUUCCAAAUCAGGGAUACCUCUCUGAAGCUGGUGCCUAUCUUGUGGAUGACAAGCUGGGGCUAGGAGUUGUACCCAAAACUAAGGUUGUCUGGCUUGUCAGCGAGACCUUUAAUUACAGUGCAAUAGAUCGUGCAAAGUCAAGAGGAAAGAAAUAUGCUUUAGAGAAAGUGCCAAAAGUUGCUAAAAAAUUUAAUCGAAUUGGACUACCUCCUAAGGUUGGCUCCUUCCAGCUGUUUGUUGAAGGAUACAAGGAAGCUGAGUACUGGCUCAGGAAGUUUGAAACUGAUCCUUUACCUGAGAACACGAGGAAAGAGUUUCAGUCACAGUUUGAAAGAUUGGUUAUCUUGGAUUAUGUCAUCAGAAAUACAGACAGAGGUAACGAUAACUGGCUAGUCAGGUACGAAAAACAAGAUGAUGGACUUGAUCUGUCAGAUAAGGAUAGCCAAUGGACUAUAACUAAAGAAUCUACUAUUAAAAUUGCUGCAAUUGACAAUGGUUUAGCAUUUCCUUUUAAGCAUCCUGAUGAGUGGAGGGCAUAUCCCUUCCACUGGGCUUGGCUGUCUCAAGCGAAAGUUCCUUUCUCUCAGGAGACCAGAGACUUAGUUCUUCCUCGCAUUUCUGAUAUGAACUUCGUACAGGAUCUUUGUGAAGAUCUUUAUGAACUAUUUAAGACUGACAAAGGAUUUGACAAGGCUACUUUUGAAAACCAAAUGUCUGUUAUGAGGGGGCAGAUACUAAACCUUACUCAGGCAUUGAAGGAUGAAAAAAGUCCCCUCCAGCUGGUGCAGAUGCCGCGGGUGAUCGUGGAGCGAAGCAGCACUGGAAGCCAGGGCCGGAUCGUUCACCUGAGUAAUGCCUUCACACAGACCUUCCACAGCAGGAAGCCUUUCUUUUCCUCCUGGUAGCAACAACAACAACAAAAAAAAACCAAACACGUGGGAAGAGUAAACUUCUCAACUUUCAAAAGCUACUUCUGUGUAAAGGCUCCGCAAUAAUGUCCUUCUGCUGUACGCCAAGAGCUCUGACUGCCGACACCUCAGAACUUAAAUCCUAAAGACUUAAGAAAUGUAUUUUGAAUGUAAUAAGUUUACAAUUUUUUUUUCUUAAAAUUGUGAAUUCUUAUGUCAGGGAAUGAGAAGAACUUGUCCAUAUUGUAUUUUUCUAGGCUAAAUUAAUGUAUUCUGAAUAAGGGAAGAUACACAGUUUGCAUACGCUGAGAAACUACUUUUGAAUACAAGAGGAAUUCUUUUUCUUUAAUAUAAAUAUGAGAAGCUCUACACUAGCCAUUUCUUUUUAUAUGGGCUUUAAAGAAGAAGCAAAAAGUGCAGAGAAUGUUCUCUUUUGAUUGUGAAAAUGCUUUUCCUUGGAAUUUCUUCCUCAUAUUUUAAGCUGUUUAUAGAUUUUUUUUCAUAGGCUACUUACUUGAAAAGUCAUGCACUAAGAAAAAAAUACAAAAACAACUUUCCUUCACAGACAAGUGAAAGAAAAGAAGGGAAAAAACCUACUCUAAGUAGGUUGUUUGGGUUUUUUUUUGCAGAGGGACCAAAAAUAGUUAAAUUGCAGCAAAAUUCAACCUGAGCAAGUACACACAGUUCCUACUGUGACAAAAUAAACUGGGUGUACAGUUCUGGGGGUUGAAAUUUCACCUGUAGCUUUUAAAAAAAGUGCUGUAUUUAAGCCCAGGUAGGAAGAAGGGUGGUCUUUCUUUUACAGAGCCAUUGCAAGAUGGAAUUGCACCACGUUGUCUUGGGUUUGUGUCCCUGGGUGGUCACCAGGGUGGUUGUGCUCCAUUGGUGACAGGAGCACCUGUGUGUUUGUCACAAAGCCAGCCUGCCUUCUGAAUAUCUAUCUGUUAUUUUUUGACUGGGAAAAAAAAAUAAUUAAAAAAAUACUGUAAUAGGUAGAGCACAGAGACUUCUUAUCGUGCCCUCACCCGGUUGCCAUUUGCGUUUUUCUGAUUAAUUUAUGUGGUCUAAGACUUCAAUGGUUGUUUCUAGAUCUGUGGCUUUAAGUAACACGGUAAAUAUUGAGGGGUUUUUUUUGUUAAUUUUCUGGACAUUUAAGACUGGGAAUGGGAGGAGAAAUUGCUGCUUUUACGAAACUUUCAGUAUUUCAGACGUUGCUGUAUUUUGUAAUUCUAAGCAAUACUGUUGAACUCAAAAAGAAAAAUAAAAAAAAAUAAAAUGCUUGUAUUUUAUAUAAUUUUGGGUGGAUGUAAAUAUUAAUGUAGUAUGUCUGCAAUCCACGUGAGCAAUUAAAACGUUUAAGCCUUAAA